CUCAGAAUCAAACAACAUAAUGUUAAGAGGGAAUUUAAAGUUGGAAAAUUAGUAAAGAAGUUUAAGGGAAAGAAGAAAGAGAGUGAAGGUGAAGAGUCACACUGUUUCACACGGCACUACGGAAACAAAGUUGAAGAAAAGAAGAAUGAAAAAGAAAAGAACAAAGUUGAAGAA
This is a messenger RNA of Homarus americanus (American lobster), 174 nucleotides long. RefSeq lists its product as uncharacterized. The transcript has 3 exons. The record is from RefSeq and is a predicted model, not a curated record. The annotation marks the transcript as partial. NCBI's taxonomy places the organism in Eukaryota, Metazoa, Arthropoda, Malacostraca, Decapoda, Nephropidae.